CUUCCAUCUGUCAGACCCAACGAUUAUAUUACAUAGUACUCCAUACACAUCCCGAACUCACCAGACAAAACAAUCAUGACUUGGCAGUGUGCACGGUCCAGGCGAUGCAGCAUAUUCAUGUAAAUGAGAGAGCGCUCAGAGUUUCCACCGUACAUGGUCCUCGCUCUCACCAUAAUGCCAACCCUCGACCUCUACCUCCUCACGUCCGUUGGCUUCCCCCGCGACCACCACUCCCUCUUCCUCCUCACCGAUCCCUCCGGCAGAGGCAUCAUUUUCCAAGUCACUGGCAACAUCCAAGAAGGCAUGAGAUUCGAGAAGAAAGAUGUUGAAAACCCAGAGCUCUCGAACGAGUACAUUUCCAAGUCGAAGAUCGGCGUUGUCUCGGACGAGAAUUUGGCGAGGAUGGAAAGUGUCUUGAGAGGCAUUGCGCCUCCAACGAAGCAGUUCGAUGGGCCGACGAGGAUCGAUGCCAGUGUACCGUUGAGGAGGUGUCAGGAGUGGACGAGGGAAGCAGUGGAGGCGUUGGGGAAAGACGGGAUUUUGGGGGCGUGAGGAAAGGUAGAGUGUCCGGAUCGUGGUGGAUCUGUAUGAUAUCAGUUGCGGACGAAUUGAAGUGGCUCCUACAUGAGAUAGCGGGACUCUGUAGCCACGGGCCACACAUGUGAGAGAAACUCUGGUUGCAAAAACUCCUUUCAUUAUUUGGAGUCCUUACACCUGUGAUUGAUAGUCCGAUCUCCAUGUACAUCGAGCCUACUCUUACAAUGAAAUAUAGCUACAACGUCU
Molecule: messenger RNA, 783 nt
Organism: Westerdykella ornata
Lineage: Eukaryota; Fungi; Ascomycota; Dothideomycetes; Pleosporales; Sporormiaceae
Exons: 1
Coding region: 175-552 (125 amino acids)
Source: RefSeq, a predicted model, not a curated record